Molecule: messenger RNA, 6427 nt
Organism: Prorocentrum cordatum
Lineage: Eukaryota; Dinophyceae; Prorocentrales; Prorocentraceae
Source: the annotation of a GenBank genome assembly
CCAGGUGCGGCCGCGACGGAGAGUGGUCGCCCUCGCCGCAGUGCACGUUCCUGCCCGCCCAGGGGCCCCCCCCGGCCGUCUGCGAGGUGGAGCCGCUCCGGGCCCCGGGCUCCAACUACGAGCUCCGGGACUGCAGGGACUGCCAGGGCACGACGGGGAAGCCGUGGGAGAAGACGUGCUCGUGCGAGGUCAGGUGCAGGGAGGGGUUCACGAGCAGCGGCGCAGCGAAGGAAGGCGACAAGGCUUGCAGAGCGGCAGUGUUCGACUGCCCAGACGUCGUGGGGUGGAGCACGGAAAAGAAGUGCGUCGACUCGAGGGGCGGCGAAACCAACACGUGGUGCUGCAAGGAGGCGUGGGGAAACACCACCUUGCCACCGGACAAGCUGACCAGAGACACAUCCUGCGCGAGUCUGAAAGACCACCAAAGCUGCUUGCUCGCCCAAGAGAAAGCCGACGACGCCCCCUGCUGCUGGCGCCACGAGGGCUUCGGGGAAGACCGGCGCGCCAAGUGCCUGCCCAUGUCCGACAGCGACAUCCUCGGCAGGAAGAAGAAGUUCACCCCCACCGGCGGCUGCGCGGUCGAGCGGUCCGUGCUCGAGGCGCACUGGGAGGACCUGCCCACCUGCGCGCAGAAGUGCGACCCCAUCUCGCCCUCGGACGGCCUGCUGCUGACGGGCUGCGACGACUGCGUCCCGGGGCGCUGCGAGUGCAGAGUGCAGUGCGCCGACGGCUUCGUGCGCUUCGGCGGGGGCCCCGAGCACGCGGUGCGGGGCUGCCAGGGAGGCCCGGAGCCGCACGGCUUCCGCAUGCUGCCCGCCGCCCCGGCCUGCUUCGAGCCCAUCGGCACGGGCGGCGGCCAGGGCGAGGGCGGCGGCGGCACGGGCGGCGGCCAUGGAGGCCUCUUCACGGACCCGGCCCGUGGCAUGUGCAAGAGGAUCGACGGCCACGACCUCCUCCGCGUGGUCGGGGGCUGCAGGGCGUGCCGGGCGGGGGACGAGGGCUGCUACUGCGAGGCGGCGUGCCCCCCGCGAACGAAGUGGGUGGGCGGCGGCGAGCAGCACGCGAAGCUCGGGUGCGUGACCAAGAGGGGGCAGGACGUCAAGGUGAGCAUCGUGGCCUCGUGCGAGGAGGUUUAUCCGACGGUGCAGCAGUGCACCAACAGCAGCGUCAUCCAGGACGGCCGAGAGGUCCCCUGCUGCUACAGAGGCUCGGGGUUCUCGGACAGCGUGGUCUGCGCCCGGCUGGGCAGCCCGCUGAUCACCCAGGAAACGCGGCCCGACAUCUGCACCCAGAGGGUGGAGUCGCACUGGGAGCCGCUGCCGCAGUGCAGAUGGCUGUGCGACCCGGGCCCUCUCCUCGCGCAGCCCCACGUCGAGGCGAGCGAGGAGUGCAGCGACUGCAUCGCCGGCCAGGAGGACUGCCAGUGCAGGGUGACGUGCGCACCCGGCCACGUGCGGGUCGGAGGCGGCCCGGCGACGGGCACCCGGAGCUGCGGAGGGGACCUGUCGUUCGGCGACCCCCCCGUGUGCCGCGUGCCCCUCCCGGGCGAGACGAGGGGCGCCACCGAAGAGGGCGGCGACCCUGGCGGCGACCCCGGCGGCGACCCCGGGGGCGACCCCGGGGGCGACUCUGGCGGCGAUGCCGGUGGAGUCCACAUGCCCAAGGACGUCGUGCCUCCGAUCUGCCCCACCCCGCAGCUCGAGCACGCGUACGUGGAGGGCUGCGAGGGCUGCGCCGCGGGCGACGCCACCUGCGAGUGCCACAUGUCCUGCGGACUACUACUCGGACAUGGAGGAUCCCGCCCAGGAGGAGCCCCAGACGUGCAGGCCGGCCGGGGAGAGCGCCCUCAGCCAGAAGAGGCCGUGCACGGAGAUCGAGAGCGAGGCGGAGUGCCUGUCGAGCAGGGACCGCGAGCGGAACACGACCUGCUGCUGGCGCCACGGAGGGCACGCGGAGCACGGCAAGGCCCCGUGCGCCCCAUUCGGCUGGAGCGGCAUGCGGCAUGCGCCCGACAGGUGCGCCCAGGCGCUCCAGGCGAGCUUCCGGCCGCCGGAGUGCCGGCCGCUGUGCCACCAGCCUUGGGCGGAGGAGCUCGAGCAGAAGAGCGUGCUCAUGGAGGGCUGCGAGAGGUGCGUGGUCGGCGAGGAGUGUCCCACGUGCCAGCUGACCUGCGAAGGGGACUUCGAGGUCUUGGCUGGGCGCGCGGGAAAGACUUCCUGCACCGAGUCGAACCGCAACUUUACGCUUCCGACGUGCGCGUGCCCGCCGGAGAAGGCGGAGCUGUGCGCCCGAGAGCUGCUGCAAUGCGAUCGGCUGAGCCAGAAGAAAAGAGGGAAGUACGGCAAGGUCGUGGGGUGCGACGAAUGCGACCCCGGCGACGACUGCAAGUGCGAGAUCACCUGCAAGAGCACGGACGCGCUCGUCGGAGGCAACAGCCCGAGGUGCGAGAAGGUGCCUUUGGUCUUGAAGAGCAAGAAGGCGUGCAGGGACAUCGUCGAUGAGGACGAGUGCCUGGCGAGCAAGGACAGUGGCGAGGCGAAGGAGCACUGCUGCUUCCAGGCGUCCUCCUCGGGGGGGCUCUGCGUCGCCCGCAGCGAGGCCGCCGGCGAGGUCCGGUGCGCUGUCGACCUGAUGGGGAAGUGGACGAACCUGCCCAAGUGCAAGCCGAAGUGCGUCAACAGCUUCGCCGGCCUUCCCGGCGUCCGGCACGAGAGGUGCGACGACUGCGUCGUGGGCCAGGAGUGCGGCUGCAACGUGACCUGCGCAGAGGGCUGGGAGCACUACGGCGGGGCCGAGGGCACCAAGAGGUGCACCGGCAGGGGCACGUUCGAGAGGGCCCCGGCCUGCGGCAAGCCCGAGGAGCCGCCGGAGUGCCCGAGCCCUGAUGCCAGCCCCGCGGUGGCCCCGACGUGGGCCAUCUUCGCCACGAACGUCGAGUGCGCCGACUACGUCAAGGAAGCGGCCACCACGCUGGGCGGCUGCCAGGCGGCCUGCGAGGGCUACGGCGCCCUGGCCUUCUGGGAGAGCGGCCGCUGCGACUGCUGCAGGGGCGACCGGGUGCGGCGCCCGCAGGCUGGCGUGCGGCCUCCCAGCACCGACGUCUACGUCAAGGGCCCGCUGCAGUCCAGCGGCUGCUCCGGGUGCAGAGCGGGAGAGAGCUGCCCCGGGUGCAGCGUCGGCUGCGCCCCCGCACACGCGCUCGUGGCGCAGGGGUCCUCGCGCGGAGGCCAUCCCAGGUGCGUCGCUGGCAGCAUCGACAGGGAGUCAGCCGUGUGCGAGUCAGCCAGAGCGGAGGCAGAUUGCCUGGCGAUGGAGCAAGACGGCCAGCCGUGCUGCUGGGACGGCACGACGUGCUUGAGAAAGGGGUCUUCGAUGAUCCAUUCCAUGGUGAACCUGCAGUGCGCCCCGAUGAGGCAGGCAACCUGGCAGGACCUCCCGACUUGCACGCCAGUGUGCUACAACGACUUCCAGGAGGCUGACAACGUGGUUGUGACUGGCUGCGACCAGUGCACCCCAGGGGACGAGCGCUGCCCGUGCACGGUGGAGUGCGAGGAGGGCUUCGCGCUCAUCGGCCAGGCGGCCCCGCGGCGCGGCUGCUCCGCCGACAGCCCGAAGAUGGGCCCGGCGCCGGUGUGCAUCCAGGCGGAGCCGCUCAAGUGCCCGUCGCCAGACGUGCGAGCGGACAGCUGGGGCGACAGGCUUCUGGGCCUCUCCUGGAGGGACGGGCUGAGCAUGGUGGGCUGCGACUGCGGCCCGGACACCGAGCCCUGCGAGUGCGACAUCAGGUGCUCGGCCGGCUACAGGCUCAUGAGCGGCACGGAGGGCGAGAAGGAGUGCGUCAUCAAGGACGCAUCGGGCCUCCUGCAAGAGAGGCCGUGCAGCAAGGUGAAGCAACAGGACGAGUGCCUCAGGUCGGUCUGGAAGGGCGAGCAGUGCUGCUGGUGGGCGGGCAUUUUUGGCAGGGGCACAUGUGGGCUGACGAGCGACAACUUCGUGGAGAAAGCUCUCACGUGGCGCGUGGGCAAUCCCUGGAAGUGUACUCAAACCCAGGUGGCGGAGUGGGACGACCUGCCAGUAUGCCACCACAAGUGCGAUCCGAGCAAGCUCGCCCUCGGCGACCGGCUGAAUGCUGUGGGUUGCGACGACUGCACGGCCAAUCAGGGAGACUGCCAGUGCCGUAUCACAUGCAAGGAUGGCCUUGGGGACCGAGACGGGGACGCAGGCGUGUUGCGGGAGUUGACGUGCAAGGGGAACGAUCUGAAAGCUUACUGGGCCAACGACCAGGACCUGCACCUCCUGUACGGCAAGUGCAAGGACGAGUGCCCUCCCCUCCACUCGCAGGGCGGCACCCUGAACUUGGAACGGUGCCCCACGAACGGCAUCCUCAUGGAAUGGGACAAGUGCCUCGUCAGCUGCCGCAGCGGGAACAACAUCCAGCGGGUCGGCGGCGCGCGAGACAACAACUGGGUGAAGUGCGGCAGGGCCCGCCUGCCCCCCCACGGCCUCGAGAUACCGCACUCGGACUUCCCGGUCUGCGCGCCGAUGUGCGACGUGCCCGACAACCAGUACAGGAAGCUGGACAUUAGCCGGUGCUCCUCGCGAUGUGCCGGCGGCACGGACUGCAAUUGCUAUGUCCGCUGCACGGGCGCCCAGAGCGGAGGUGGCGCCUCGGGCGACAAGAGGUGCAGGCUCUUUCCCGGCAACGACACGGCGGACGCAUGGGCCGCCUGGGUGGAUGCCGACCGGGAGCUGGAGGACCGCGUGAGCUUCACCUUGACGGUCGACGUCAGCAGCGAGCAGAAGAAAAGGCGGUCGGUUUCGGAGUGGGAGUCGGUGAUGAAGCGCGCGAUCUCCGAGGCGCUGGGAUACACGGUGUUGCCCUCCGAUGUGUCGGUGGCUCUGGUCUGGCCAGCGUCGACGUUGCGGGUCCACGCGAAAGUUUACAGCGGGGCGAGCGGCAAGCAGGUGGAGGCCAGCGUCAAAGGUGCGCAGCUGCAGGAUGUCGUUGCGGUCGCCCUGGGCAGGUCAGGGCCGUCGGAGGUGACGGGUUUCGCAGUCGAGGGCGUCAAGCUGGAGCCAGCACAGCAGGGCUGGAACCAGCUGCCGCAGUGCCUUCCGCCCAUCACGAUCGAGGUGGUGAGCGCGAAGACGAAUAGAGGCCUAAUGGGCGCGACGAUCAGCAUCUACCCAGAGGAGGACCGCACGCCGGGCACGGAGACCCUGACAGCAGAGACGGAUCGCAUUGGUAAGGCGAAGCUGGCCACGGAGGGCAGGUUUUACAGGGUCUCCAUGGAGAAGUACGCCUCGGCGGUUGGCUUCUUCGACAGGAGCACGUGCGGCAGCAGCCAGGCAUCCUGCAACUUCAAGGUGGCGAUAUCUCCAGAGUUGCCCGGCGAAGAGCUGGCAGACGAGGACUGCAGCUUCGUGGGAAGGGGGCCCAACGACCCUGGCUUCCUGUUCCGGGCGGUGCUGACGUGGGAUGCAAAGCCAAAGGACUUGGACAUCUGGGCAAGGAGCCUGGACUGCGCCAGGGACAUCUGGCAGAGGUACGGCUGCAACCCUGAUGCGAUGGACUGCCAGAAGUUGUUCCGAGAUGAGACCAAGCUCGCGAGACACGAGCAUUGCGUCGUUCGAAGGAGCUCCUCAGUAAAAAAGGUCGCCAACCAACUUCCUCAGUGGGCACACUGGUUCUCAAGGAAGGUCGACCACUUGAAUCUGGACAGAAGUAGGCCCUGGUCCGAGAAAAACUACAUAAAGUUGGACGUGGACGAAAGGAACGGGUAUGGGCCCGAGACUGUCACUUUUGCAAAUGUCCCCCCUGGUACGUACCAGAUUGUUGUGGAUACUUAUGGCGGCAUGGAUAAAGACAUUCGACUGGGCAACCCGGUGGUCACGCUGUACUUCGGUAAAAGCAGCGUCCCUUUCAUAUGCAAAAUAGAUUCGUCCUGCACCCGUUCAUCGAUGAUGUGGAACGUCGUGAACAUUGUGGUCGAGGAGGUAAAGAGGAAUGCCACUUCCGAGACCUACAGGAUACGCUUGAAGGACAGGCUUCAGAGCAUGGAGGACAUUCACCUGAUGGAUAUGACGACAGACCCUCACUUCAGUCCACGGCAUGGGUACAAUAGCAGAUACCUCAAGAACGUGUGCUACGGAACCUGCGAACCUUCCAACGGAGGUUUUAGCGGGCCCAAGGGGAAGCCAUACGACAGCUGUGUUGAGCGCCUGGACCCUUGCGAUAUUCCUGACAACGAGAAGACGGACUGUGGGUAUGUCGGCACCAGGCUGGAUGAGUGUGACACCGACAGGUGUUGUUGGAAGGAGGUCCACGGGAAAGUCGACCAUCGUGGGUAUUCCGCCGUCCCGUGGUGUUUCCGCCCUAAAUGAGGCGACCUCUUGUUAUUUCACCGCAGUUGGGCCUACCUCGCAG